AUGUUGUUACUCGAUGUUGUUCAAACAGCUGCAAAUGUCAAUUUUAUCAUCACAACAAUUACAUCAAGUCUUCUGAUUUAUUUGUUGAUUUUUCGAUCAAAGAAACGAUUAGGUUCAUAUAAAUAUUUGAUUAUUUUCUAUGCACUUAUUGAAUUGAUGGUCGCAUUUGUUGUUAUGAUAUCAAAAAUUGCUGCUCAUUCAAUUCCGGACUGUUUUAUCCUUUUUGUUCAAAUUGGUGCUGAUCAGAAAAAAUUGGGGCAAUUUUAUAUUAGUAAGUCACAUUUUGAAUCAAACUUGAUUGUGAAGAAUCCCGCACCUGAUUUCACAUUUCGGGUCAAAAUCGAAAAAUAGUCAUUUUAACACGGUUCAGAUUCAUGAAAAGAAAAAUUUGGUCCAAUCCCAUUUUCCAUCUAAUUGUUUUUCCUUAAUCCAAAUAAUAUUUUAGUGCAAUGUGUUUUGUUGUAUGCUUUUAUGAUCGGAAUUCUUGCUGUUCAUUUUCUUUAUCGAUAUUUCGCUGUUUGUCACAGAUCAAAACUAUAUUAUUUCGAAGGUGUUAGUUUAAUGCAUUGGGUUUCUUUCAUGUUUUCAUUAGCUGUUUUGAUAACUUCUCUCAAAUAUUUUUUCAUGGGGGAAUUCUAUGAAAAAACACAACUUUUACGCAACGAAAUCUCGAUUAAUUACAAUUUAAAAAUGGAACAAAUUGCAUAUAACGGACCAUUAUAUUAUUUGGAUAAAUUCCAAUAUUCAUCUUAUGCCACAAUGUUGAUCAUUUCAUUUUUCAUAUUAAUAAGUGGAUCUAUAAUGGUUUAUUGUGGUUAUAAAUGUCACAAGGAACUUCAAACACCUGGUUACAAAUUUAGUAGCGAUACUUUGAAUAUUCAAAAAGAAAUGUAUACUGCAUUAAUAGCUCAAGCUGCUGUUCCAACUAUUUUAAUGUAUUUCCCACUUGAAUCAUUGUUUUUCCUUCCAAUGUUUGGUAUAAAAACUGGAUUUUAUUCAAAUUAUGCGAUUGGAUUGGCAACUAUUUUUACGAGCUUAGACCAAAUUGUAAUGAUUCUUGUUAUUAAAGAUUUUCGAAUCUUUUUUUGCUGGUAUGUUUGUUUUUUUUUUAAAGAAAAAAACAAAGCAAUAAAUUACAGAAACUCUGCAUUCAUUUCGUCGUAAACCACGCCAAAUACAACCAUUCAACAGUAUUUAAAUGUUAUUUUCUUUUUUUUUGUUAAACUUAGUUUGUUCAUUGUAUUUUGUCUGGUCUUUUCAUUUUUCAACACAGAUUUUUCCUUAUAGAAACACAUCAUUGAUUCAGAAAUGAAUUUAAUUUUUCAACUCUUUUUAUAUUUUUAUCAAUAAAGUAUUUGAAAAAUUGAUUUCUGUAACUAUUUUGAAUAAUUUGUAGCUUUUGCAAUGUACAAUGUGAUCAAAUAAUCUGA
Molecule: messenger RNA, 1430 nt
Organism: Caenorhabditis angaria
Lineage: Eukaryota; Metazoa; Nematoda; Chromadorea; Rhabditida; Rhabditidae
Source: the annotation of a GenBank genome assembly